AUGGCGUCAUUGUAUUCUCCACUGAAGAUACUGUGCAUCAACCCAGUGAUUCAGAGGUACCCAUGACUAGCCUUUUGCAGAGAUGCUUGGUCCUCCAUCCCUAUUCAUUGGCCAUGUGGGGAGGACCAUUGGAAAUGCAACUAUUCCAACGUUCAUCUCCUUCAUUAACCUUUGAAAGU
Messenger RNA from Sphenostylis stenocarpa, 179 nucleotides. NCBI's taxonomy places the organism in Eukaryota, Viridiplantae, Streptophyta, Magnoliopsida, Fabales, Fabaceae. The record is from the annotation of a GenBank genome assembly.